AUGGCUUCUGAAUUUUUCUCCGGAUUAUCUCAAAACUUUUCUCAAUUGCUUGAGGACGCAGAUGACUAUAAUAUUAUUAUCAAAGUUGGAGAGAAUUCCAAUACAAAAGAAUUUAACGCACAUUCAAAUAUCUUGAGAGCUCGUUCUCCUUAUUUUAAAAGAGCUCUUUCACAGAAUUGGGUAACAAAGAAAAAUAACAUGAUCAACUUUGCUAAACCAAACAUUUCUCCUACUGUCUUUGAAAUGAUCAUUAGUUAUUACUGGGCUAAUACUACCGAAAGUUUUAUUUUUUCUUUAGGUGAUGGAAAGGAUUUAAAAAAUUAUAAGAUUAGUCGAGUUAAAAAUAGUAGUUAUGCGAUGUACGAAUCGCAUUAUCAAAAUACUGCACUUAAUUUUGGCAAUAGUGAUUUGGUUAUCAAUAACAAUGUUGGCACAUGCAAUCAAUCUCAAUAUGCAAGUAAUAUUUUAGAUUUAAAUAGUUUUACUAUUGAGGAAAUGGAGAUUUUUAGAUUUUAUUAA
Molecule: messenger RNA, 519 nt
Organism: Funneliformis mosseae
Lineage: Eukaryota; Fungi; Glomeromycota; Glomeromycetes; Glomerales; Glomeraceae
Source: the annotation of a GenBank genome assembly